AUGAGUUUGUGGCAGAAUUUGGUCAAUAGUAGAACCCCCAGAUCAACAUUGAGUCCCAAUGGUGGAUCAUCCAUCACCGUCCCUUCAUUAUCAUCAUCAUCUUCUUCUUCUUCUUCUUCCUCCUCUUCUUCUACUACUACUACCUUAUUUCCUGCCGCUAAUUCUCCACAGCGAGCAUCAAAUUCUUUGACCUCCGAUCGUCAAGGUCGCGGUCGCAAUAAAGUCCGUCUUGAACCAGGCCAUUCCCCACUAGAUUGGGCAGUACUAAAAUCUUCAGGUACCAAUCUUCGAAAUAUCGAUCCUCGAGAUUUCCCCAUGAAAGUCACCAGGGAAGAAUUGAAAAAACACAAAUCACAAGAUGAUUGUUGGACCGUCAUCAAGGGGAAAGUCUACAAUAUAACCCCUUAUUUAAAGUUCCACCCUGGUGGGGUCCCUGAAUUGAUGAAGUGUGCAGGAAUCGACGGUACAGCAUUGUUCAAUAAAUAUCAUGCCUGGGUCAACGCAGAAAGAAUUUUGGACACUUGCUUUAUCGGUUUUUAUGUUCAAUAA
Messenger RNA from Saccharomycopsis crataegensis, 549 nucleotides. RefSeq names its product Irc21p (gene IRC21). Bases 1 to 549 code for a protein of 182 amino acids. Gene Ontology annotation, molecular function: cytochrome-b5 reductase activity, acting on NAD(P)H; heme binding. The record is from RefSeq and is a predicted model, not a curated record. The transcript has a single exon. NCBI's taxonomy places the organism in Eukaryota, Fungi, Ascomycota, Saccharomycetes, Ascoideales, Saccharomycopsidaceae.